AUGUUUGUUGGAGGAACUGACACAACAUCAGCAACAUUAGAAUGGACAAUGUCAGAGCUAUUGAGACAUCCAUCCAUAAUGAAUAAAGCGCAAGAAGAAGUAAGAAGAAUUGUAAGCAAUAAAUUCAAAGUUGAAGAAAGCGACAUAAAUCAAAUGCACUAUUUAAAAUGUGUAGUGAAGGAAAUUUUAAGGUUACAUCCAGCUACUCCUCUAAUGGCUCCUCGAGAAACAAUAUCAAGUGUGAAUCUAAAAGGGUAUGACAUUCCUGAAAAAACAAUGGUGUAUGUAAACAAUUGGGCAAUACAAAGAGACCCUAAAAAUUGGGAAAAUCCUGAAGAGUUCAUUCCAGAGAGAUUUGAAUAUAGCCAAGUUGAUUUUAGAGGUCAAGAUUUUCAGUUCAUUCCUUUUGGUUUUGGGAGAAGGGGAUGUCCUGGAAUGAAUUAUGGAAUAACUGCUGUUGAAUAUAUACUUGCUAACAUUCUUUAUUGGUUUGAUUGGGAAACAAAUUCGGGUAAACAAGAUAUAAAUAUGAGCGAAGUGUUUGGACUUGUUGUAUCAAUGAAAGAACCGCUUCACCUUAAACCAAUAGCAUUUUCAUUUUAA
Vicia faba (fava bean) is the source of this 603-nucleotide messenger RNA. NCBI's taxonomy places the organism in Eukaryota, Viridiplantae, Streptophyta, Magnoliopsida, Fabales, Fabaceae. The record is from the annotation of a GenBank genome assembly.